Enterobius vermicularis (human pinworm) is the source of this 1554-nucleotide messenger RNA. The record is from the annotation of a GenBank genome assembly. NCBI's taxonomy places the organism in Eukaryota, Metazoa, Nematoda, Chromadorea, Rhabditida, Oxyuridae.
AUGGACUGCGUGACGACAGGUUCUACCGUGCAGUCGUCACAGAGAGCGGCUUUUUGCAAAACCACUUGGGCUGUUGUUCGGACUUUAGGAGAGGGUGCGUUUGGGGAAGUUAAGCUGGUUGUUGAUUCAAGGAAUUCUAAUUUUGCUGUUGCGGUGAAAUGUGUAGAUCUUCUACGUCAUCAGGAUGCGAAAGAAGCUGUUAGAAAGGAGGCGUUGAUACAAAGAGAGUUGCGGGGGCACAGAAACAUUGUUCAAUAUAUAGGAAUGCGGAUGGAAGGUAUUUAUGAGUUUCAGAUUUUCCUUGAAUAUGUGGACGGUGGUGAACUCUUUGAUCAAAUAGAGCCUGAUUUCGGAAUGCCACCAGCGAAAGCUCAGUUCUUUUUCGUACAGCUAAUAGAAGGAGUUCGUCACAUGCACUCACUGGGCAUAGCUCAUAGAGACAUUAAACCGGAAAAUAUACUUCUAACACAAAACGGUGUUCUAAAAAUUAGUGAUUUUGGUAUGGCAACAAUAUUUAGACACAAGGGUAAAGAGCGUUACCUGACAACUCGUUGUGGGACGCUACCGUAUGUUUCUCCGCAAGUCAUUAGUGGUCGAUAUCGGGGUGAGGCUUCGGAUAUAUGGUCAUGUGGCAUAGUGUUAGUGGCUAUGUUGGCUGGUGAACUGCCUUGGGAAACAAUGUUACGUACGAUACUGAAUGAGGGAGAGGAAUCACGAGCGUCAAUAGAAAGAAUACAAACACAUCCAUGGUGUAGUGCAGACUUGAGUAAAAACAGAGGUUUGCUAGACGCUAAUUCCGAGUUUUGUCAGAUUAACGGGGUUGUUUCAAAACGUAAGCGUUGUGCUUUGGAUGUCAUUCAGGAAAGUUUUGUUUGUGAUUCGUAUUCCCAGCCUCCCGCCUACAGGCCCGCGAAGAUUUCCUUGAACGAUGAGACUUCUUUGACAAGAGGGAAAUGUGAUGGGCCUCUGAUCAAUGCAUCAUUCAGCCAACCAACUGAUAUGGAAGAAUUGCUCCUAAAUCAUUCCCAGAUGGACACUCAAACACAGUGCACAGAUCCAUUCCAAUUACUAGUGAGGCGAAUGACACGCUUCUGCGUCACUGUGGGAGUUUCGCAGGCUAUUAAUAUGAUUGUAACGGCAUCGGAAUCGGCAGGUUUUGAAGUAAAGAACAUCACUGCUAAUCAGGUGGGUCACCAUGAGAAGAAAGAUAAAAUAUUGAGCUGCGGUCAGGCUUAUUCGUGCUCAUUUCUUUCUAAGUUGCAAGCUAAUUUCCUUUGCAAUGCUUUGAAGCUUUUCCUUCUUCUGCUGAAAUACUUGGUGUGGGAAGAGAUUACAAUUCAAACUCGUAAAACGACCUUCCUGGUUGCUGUUUAUGACAUGGGACAAAUCUCUGGUGACAAGGUUAUGGUUGAUUUCCGUCGGUCACGCGGGGAUGGGAUUGAGUUCAAAAGAGCUUUUAUUAAAUUGAAGAAGGAUCUUAAUCAAAUAAUCUGUAGAUUUGGUACAUGUUGGCUUGAAAAGCAAGGCCUUAUUUACGUUAAUGCUGCUACAUAG